AUGUCUGACCGCUCGCGCGCAGCAACAAACGGCAACGGCGUUUCGCGUACGCGGAAUGGCACAUCAUCCUCUGCAUCUGCAUCAGUCCGUCGCAAUCUGUUCCAGAGCCAGUUGACCCGGCGACCUACCGCAGGCUCCUCGUCCACGUCGGCCGAGACGCUGCACCUCGACGUCGACGUCCUGUCAGACACCUCUGAGAUUGUUGUUCGUGAUAAGCACGGCGAGAUUGAGCUUGGAGAUCCCCCGACACCGAUGCUUGAGGACGAUGACGAUGUGCCGCUGGAUCACCGGCAGGAGACUGAGAAGGAGAGGCAGCGACUAGCUGAAGCCGUCAAGCAUCAUCAGAUUAAUCGAAAUACAGUCCCAGAGCAACCAGAAGAACUCCUCGAAGCUGUCAAGACGAGUUUGAGAGCAAAAGUGGCGGCCCUCGCCGAAGACAAUUGGAUGUUUGAACCCGAAGAACAGCCACGCGGAUAA
Molecule: messenger RNA, 477 nt
Organism: Fusarium keratoplasticum
Lineage: Eukaryota; Fungi; Ascomycota; Sordariomycetes; Hypocreales; Nectriaceae
Exons: 3
Coding region: 1-477 (158 amino acids)
Source: RefSeq, a predicted model, not a curated record